Messenger RNA from Labrus bergylta (ballan wrasse), 2929 nucleotides. RefSeq names its product tripartite motif containing 45 (gene trim45). Lineage: Eukaryota; Metazoa; Chordata; Actinopteri; Labriformes; Labridae. The record is from RefSeq and is a predicted model, not a curated record. Gene Ontology annotation, molecular function: protein binding; zinc ion binding; ubiquitin protein ligase activity. Gene Ontology annotation, cellular component: nucleoplasm.
UAGUGAGCGAGGUGUCCUAUGUCCCACCGGUCUUUGAACGCAUCACACACUUUUUCGAAGAAAAGUGAGACUUUACCUGCAUAAGAUUCACAUAAGUUUGCUUUUUUCACAAUGUAGAAAUAUGAUGAUUAACGUUAAUAUGAUGGUUUUCACACAGAAGAGGGUUUUAAAAUAAGUUUUCUUUGAGUUGGGCCAGGUUUGUGGAGCUCGGGGGGGUUUCAUGGUGGUAGUUACUGGUUUGUUUUUUGGCACCAGAAGUCUCCACAAACUCAAAAUGUCUCGAUCCGAAAAGGCAGAAAACGGGGAACAACCGACGUUCAACUCGGAUCUCGAACUAAACGGAACAAUAGUGAAUCCAAAAGCGGUUUGUAACGUGUGUAAACGCCUGUACCGGGACCCUAAAAUCCUCCCCUGUCUGCACACCUUCUGCUCGGACUGUAUCUGCCAGCUGGAGCCCUUCUCGGUGUCCUCCUCCUCGCGCCGGGACUCUCCGGAGGUCAGGACGGGUGUGGAAGAGGACCGACCCGCCGUCACCGUCACGGUCCUCUGCCCGCAGUGUGACUCCGAGGUGGACCUCCCCCCGUCCGGACCUCAGGGGCUGAGCACCGACCACCUCGCUCUGGAUGAAGUGUUUCUGGAGACCCUGUUGACGAACGGCCCGCUGGGUUGCGACCUUUGCGGGGAAGGGAGCGCCGAGAGCCGCUGCGAGGUCUGCAGCGUCAACCUGUGCGAGUUCUGCUGCCAGGCACACAGGCGUCAGAAGCGAACAGCAUCUCACUCCGUACAGCGUCUGGAGGAGCUGAAGUCUCGGGGUCGUCUGUGUCGUCCCGUCCUCUGCCCCCUCCACCCGGGCCAGGAGCUCCGGCUCUUCUGCCAGCCCUGCGACCUGCCUGUCUGCCUGGAGUGCUCAGCGACGCUGCACCGUGACCACCGCUGCACCCCCACCAGCGAUGUCAUCGAUCGCCACGGAGACCGCAUCCGAGAGCUGGUCGCUGUGCGCCUUCGACCUCGUCUGGAGCUUCUCAAGGACUCGCUGCAGAAUGUGGACAUAUCCCAGGAGGCUUUGCAGGCACGGGUGGAUGCAACAGCAAACGAAGUAAGGACGUUUGCGCGAGCCUACGCCAGCGCUGUGGAGGCUCACUGCCUGUCUCUGCUGCGCCGCCUGGAGGAGCUCCGUGUGCAGCGCAGGAACCAGCUCCACCUGCAGAGGGCUCAGCUUCAGCAGGCUCUGCUGGACGUCGGCGGCGGUGUUGAGUUCGCAGAGCGUCUCCUGAGCUGCGGCUCAGACGCUGAGAUCCUCAGCGCCAAAGGAGUGACCCUGAGGAGACUCACGAGCCUGGCAGAGGGCAGCUACAACCCCCACCCGGCAGCUUUCACCCCCGAUGACAGCGGCAGCAUCAGCUUCCUGCCCAGGGAGCCGGCGGGGGAGGUGGAGGGCUACCCGGUGGUGGGAGUGAUCAACUCUAAGACGAUGGACCUCAGCAAGUGCACCGUCGACGGCGAAGGUGUACAGAGGGCAGAGGAGGGGCAGCCGGGUUACUUCACCCUGGUGUGCAGAGACUCGGCGGGGGAGCAGGUGUCACGAGGGGGCGAGAACGUCCUGGUCAGCAUUGUUCACAAGGUUAAGAAGAACAGCAAGUUGGAGACGUCAGUGGUUGACAACAGUGAUGGAUCGUACCGUGUCUCUUACACACCUAAAGAGCAAGGAGUCUACUCAGUGUGGGUUUGUGUCAAAGCCCAACAUGUCAAGGGUUCUCCGUUUACUCUGACUGUGAAGAGGAAGCUGAGGCGUCACAGCGGGACGUUUCACUGCUGCUCCUUCUGCUCCAGCGGAGGAGCCAAAGAGGCUCGCUGUGGCUGCCCAGGAACCAUGCCAGGAGGAUUUAAAGGCUGCGGUCACGGUCACAAAGGACACCCCGGGAAGCCCCACUGGUCUUGUUGCGGCAGCACCACGGAGGAGUCUGAGUGUUUACCUGAGAGUGUGUUGGCUGCAGUUUCACCUCGUGGUCACUUACGGACCGUGGAACUGUGAAGGGGACACACAGGUGAGAGCUGUCGUGAUGAGGCAAGUUAAUAACAGAUGGCAGCAACAAAAAGGUUAGAGCAACAGCUAAAGGUUUGGGGUAUAAAUAUCAGGCAGACAUGGAAACUGAAGCUCUGAGGACACAGGGACUGAAGCAGGACAUCGAAGUCUCUGUGUGAGACUGACUGGUAACCGAUAGAUGAAGUCUUUUUACCAUUAUGGACUAUGGACACAAAUUCAAACACCUAAAGGCUUGAAUUAUUUGGACCAUUUACCUUUGGUUUUAAAAUGUGUUUGGUUAUCUUUUAUACAAGUAGAUAACCCAGAUUCCCCUAUUCACACCUGUUUCUAUAACCUCCUAAAAGGGACAGACACUUAAGUUCGGAUUUUGCUACUUCCUACAUCACCUCUACUGGAAGGUUAAGGCCUCAGCUCAUAGUUUACAGUAUAUGUCAGUCCUUCAGCAAAGAAAUUAUCAUUUUGAGAACUAAAAUACCUGUGCCGGCUAUUCAGGGUCCUGAGAUAGGACGACAUAGUCUUUGUUUUUCGGUUGAUGUCAUUCCUACAUGUGGAAGUCCAAAGACGUAUUUUAAAACCAAGCAUAAACUUGUUGUGAAGUGCCUUUUAACAAAGGAGGCAGAGAAGAAGAAAGAGGCAGGAGUAAUAAAAUACAUACUCCUACACAGCUGCAUGUUUCUCCUUCUGAAUAAAAUGUGUUAAAAUCCGCUUUAGGGCACCUUGAAGAAGAGACAUUUUUCACAAUUUUUUUAGUUUUACACAAUAUUCUCUCUUCAAAGGGGACAUAUUUAACCCCUUUCCCCCUUUUCAAACACUCCCCUGUGGUCUAAAUGAAACAUCUGUGCUGUGCUUUAGUCAAAAUAUAACAUUAAUCAAGCACCAGAGGAG